Messenger RNA from Candidozyma haemuli, 879 nucleotides. RefSeq lists its product as uncharacterized. Gene Ontology annotation, biological process: vesicle-mediated transport. Gene Ontology annotation, cellular component: membrane. The transcript has 2 exons. The record is from RefSeq and is a predicted model, not a curated record. Bases 1 to 879 code for a protein of 292 amino acids. NCBI's taxonomy places the organism in Eukaryota, Fungi, Ascomycota, Pichiomycetes, Serinales, Metschnikowiaceae.
AUGACAUACAAGGAUAUCCACAAGCAACUUAUAUUCACGACGCUCACGCUCAAUUCUUCCACUUUAUACUCCACAGAAAAUGUUAAGCUAGCGCACUCCAUAAAUAAUUUGAACUGUUCUGAACUUGUUCUGCUGGAGCUUGGGCUCAUCAAUUCAUCCAAAACCCUUAUAGGGCUGUUCCCUGUUUAUACCAGUGGCGCUGUCACGAAGACGUUUCUUUUAUUGUACUUCAUGAAGAAGACGCUCCAUAACCCUGAUGGUAGCAAUGAUCUCGUCACAGUCGUCACGUUGGCACAUCAUGAUGUGAACAAGACACUUAUCUUGUCGAUUCUCAAGAAGAUUAUGGACAAGUAUUUCGAGUUCCGUAAGGAGAUGAGUUCCACUACGGACAAUGCCGAUUCGCUGUCGACAGCUGAUCAGUCUCGGAAUAAACCCGGCGAAUUCAAAAUGUAUAUGACUCAAAUUAUCAAGUUCGAAGAGAUGCAAUACGAGUCAAAUCAGCGUAUGUAUAACUAUGGCAGCAUCAAUCGUGGUGACGACGAUAGUGAUGGUUCCGGGCCGUCCAGAGGAGAUGUGAUCACGCCAAACCAACUUCUCUUGGCAAACGAAGAGGUGGGUGAAGUCCGCCUGUUGAUGCUUGAUAACAUAAACAAGCUCAUGAACCGAGGAGAUAAAAUUAACUCCCUUGUGGACCAGACUGACCGUCUCACAUCUUCAUCGCUGGUGUUUCAACGAAAAGCUCAAGCUAUCAAGCGCAAAAUGUGGUUCAGCAAUGCGAAGUUCUGGAUCGUGUGUGUUUCCGUCUUCAUUCUCUUGCUAUACUUCUUCAUCGGCUUCGAAUGUGGGUUUCCGCUAUUCGGCCAUUGCAUAAGGCAUUAA